Messenger RNA from Poecilia latipinna (sailfin molly), 6017 nucleotides. RefSeq names its product tubulin tyrosine ligase-like family, member 7 (gene ttll7). The transcript is spliced from 17 exons. Gene Ontology annotation, biological process: protein polyglutamylation; microtubule cytoskeleton organization. Bases 24 to 2528 code for a protein of 834 amino acids. Gene Ontology annotation, molecular function: tubulin-glutamic acid ligase activity; tubulin binding. NCBI's taxonomy places the organism in Eukaryota, Metazoa, Chordata, Actinopteri, Cyprinodontiformes, Poeciliidae. The record is from RefSeq and is a predicted model, not a curated record. Gene Ontology annotation, cellular component: ciliary basal body.
AGAGAAUUAACCAUUUCCCUGGCAUGGGCGAAAUCUGCCGGAAAGACUGCCUCGCAAGAAACAUGUCCAAAAUGAUCAGGUGCCAGCCACACGAGUACAACUUCACACCCAGAACCUGGAUCUUCCCCGCUGAGUACACACAGUUCCAGAACUAUGUCAAAGAGCUGCGCAGGAAACGCAAGCAGAAGACCUUUAUUCUCAAACCUGCCAAUGGAGCCAUGGGUCAUGGGAUCUCGCUUAUCCGUAGCUGUGAGAAGCUGCCAUCCCACGAGCACUUUAUUGUUCAGGAGUACCUGGACAAGCCCUUCCUGAUGGAGGGCUACAAAUUUGACCUGCGCAUCUACAUCCUGGUUACUUCCUGUGACCCGCUCCGCAUUUUCCUGUACAACGACGGUCUGGUUCGCAUGGGCACCGAGAAGUACCACUCGCCCAACGACGCCAACCUGACCCAGCUUUACAUGCAUCUGACAAACUACUCUGUGAACAAACACAAUGAGAACUUUGAGCGAUUUGAGGCAGUAGACAGAGGCAGCAAGAGGUCCAUCAGCUGGUUCAUCGAGUUCCUCCGCGUCAACAACUGUGACGUGUCAAAGUUCUGGGAAGACAUCUCAGAGUUGGUGGUGAAAACACUGAUAGUGGCUGAGCCCCAUGUGCUGCACGCCUAUCGCAUGUGUCGCGCCGGGCAACCACCAGGGAGCGACAGUGUCUGCUUUGAGGUCCUGGGCUUUGACAUCCUCCUGGACCGCAAACUCAAACCCUGGCUGCUGGAGAUCAAUCGAGCUCCGAGCUUUGGGACUGAUCAGAAGCUUGAUUACGAUGUGAAGAAAGGGGUGCUGCUCAAUGCUCUCGAACUCCUCAACAUCAGGGCCAGUGAUAAGAAAAGAAACCUGGCUCAGGAGAAGGCAGAAGCUCAGAGGCGGCUUUAUGGUCAUGGCUUCAUGAGGAAACUUUCAGCUGCUUCCACGGACUGGGAGAAACAACGUCACACGCUGGAACGGAGAAGAGAGGAACUGAAAGAACAACUUGCACAGGUUCGCAGGCAGGUUUCCAGGGAAGAACAUGAAAAUCAACAUCUGGGGAAUUACAGACGUAUUUACCCCCCAGACGACAAGCUGCUGUUGGAAAAGUAUGAAAGCCUGCUCUCGGCCGCCUUUCAGACCUUCCUCGCCGGGCGAGCUGCCUCACUUCAAAAGGAAAUGAAUAAUCCUCUGAAACGAAUGAAGGAAGAAGAUAUACUGGAUCUCCUGGAACGAUGUGAGCUGGAUGACGAGAAGCUGACGGGCAAAUCCUCCAGGCAACGAGGCCCAAAGCCCUUGACCGCCAUGCCGGAAUGCAGCCAGACGCCAAGAGGCCAACGACCAGACUACCUGGCUGACUUCUCCAGUGGCAGCAGCGAAGAUAAUUCAUGCUCGUCGUCCAAUGAAGAGGAGGAAGAGGAGACAAGAAAAACAGAAGAAGUGGAAAUUAAAGAAAAGAGAGGCGAGAAGAAGGUCUCCUAUGACCUCAGUGAAAGCAAGGAGAAAAACGUGGCUGAGCGCUCAGGCCGCAUGUUCUGGAAACCUCCAAUCAAGUCCCCCAAAACAGGCACUACUCCCUCUGUGUCUCCGACCCUUUCUGGUCCAAUCAGACGUUCUAUCUCUUGCCCUCGGUGCAUUGCCUCCCUCCCGUCACCCAAUGAGAUGCGAUCAUUUUCCACCAGGCCAUCUUCGAUGAUUCCGAUGGCAACGCCUCUCGCCAGGCCGAGCUCCGCGACGCUGAGCUCCGCCGCGAUUCGCUCUCAUUCGCUGAGCCGCAGUGUCUCCGCCCACCGUGUGCCUCACAGCAGCAGCCUGGGGACUAUCCACUCUAAUGUGGGGGAACCGUUGAUAAGCUUGAAGGCUAAGGAGCAGGAGGCCGACAUGGUGCGUCAGACCCUCUCAGCGCUCACCGCCAUGCGGAUCAGAUUUCCAGGGAAGACUGAAGAAGAGGCUGAGGCAGUGCUAGACGAGAUUCUCGACAACUGGAGAUACCAUAAAUCAAAGGUGGCGUCAUAUUGGUUGGUGAAGCUGGACUCGACCAAACAGCGGAAGGUGUUGGACAUUGUUCGUUCAAACGUUCGCCUGGUGCUGCAGCGGAUCUGGAGGGAGCCGGACGUAGAGAACCUGCACCUCUAUCGGCUUUUUAAACGCGUCUUCAAUCGACUGUUGUGGAGUCAUGGCCAGGGCCUUUGGAGCUGCUUCUCCAACACCGGCUCGUCGUGGGAGAUCAUCUUCAGCAAGAGCAGUGAUGCGGUGUCGCCCCAGGAGCUGCAGUGCUGUCGCCGACUCGUCCAGCUGUGCCGGGACUGCCUGCUAGUCGUUUACAAGUUUGUCUCAGAGUCACGUGGCACUUUGACAAGCUUCAGUCCUGAUUGGGAUGAUACAAGCUUUCCAUUCGCUGCUGGACCAACCUCCACCCAUGGCUCCCCUCCUGCUGCUGUCGCUGCUGCUUCCUCUACCUCCUCUUCUUCCGUCUCUUCGCCCCUCAACUCAGGUCUCUGCUUGGUUUAGUUCCACCCCCCCUCAUCCUGCAACAAUGCCUCUUCUCACUGCUUUCUGUCGGUGCCACCACUUCAACAUUUCAAUGAAGGCCUGAUCAAACUUGCCCGAAGAUGGUUGCUUUGGCUGCAGAACCAACAGUCUGGCAUGAUGUCCUUCUCCUUCUCUCAUUAGCCAAAAAAAAAAAAAAAAAAGUCCAUAUUGAGAUUAUAAUAGCAUAAUGAGACAGUUUAAUGAUUGCACUGUUUUCCCCAAAUUUGUCACUCUGUGUUGCAAGAGAAAAAAAAAAAAUAAGGAGAAGAAAUCACAUUCAGACUGGAGCACUUUCAGUCGACACUGCAAACAUUCAACCUGUUUGCAGCACAGCACUCGAGUGCCACCACGUCUUUAACACAAUGUUUUAAUCAAGAGCAUCCUACUGUAGCCUGAGAACAUUUGAAGUACAAGUGUCUCAGUGGGAACUGAGAGCUUCACCUGCACCGCAUUUGUGCCAUGAUCAACCUAAGCACCGCUCUCUUCCCGUCACAGGUUGACAGGGGCAAAAAAAAAAAAAAAAAGUUUGGUUUAUAACAUGUGGUUUGCAGUUCCACAAGUGGCUCACAUCUCUCCAUCGGCAUGCGAAGGGCCGCGCACAAGCCACUGCCGCCACUUCAGAUGGCUGAGAAGCAAUUAGAAUUUUAUUUUCCCAUCGAUGCAUAUGCAUAACAUGAAAGGCUAAACUGUGUGGAUGUGAAAGUGUAUGGGUGUGCAUGCUCAUGUCCUGUGCCGUGACCCGAUAGCGGUCCCUCUCUCUAGACACUCAAGUUGACUUCUUUAGCUGUAUUUACAUCUGAAAGACCAAGUGGCGGUCUAUAUAAAAGCUCUGAAGUCAUAUUUUAGCUCAGUGCUGGCAUUUUACUUACAGAAAAUGUGGAUUAUAGGGACUGACCCUGUCUUUUACAUUAAAAUUACCCAUGAACAUGAAUAGCCAAACAUAAACCUCAUCAUGUACAUGUGUAAGCUGUGUUUCUGAACCUACUUUAAAAAGGUAAACCUAUACGUCAGUGGAAGUGCAAUAAAACGCACGAUGCUUUUGAAAGGCUGUUUUGCAGAAAAUGGUAAAAGGACACAGAUGUUUUUCAUUUCCAUAUGAAUUACCUUUCAGUUUCCCCAGCCCUCAACAUGAUCAUAUACAAAGAAGCACUGGUUUGCCUUAGAAGACAGCAACCUUCAGGGCUGUGAAAUGAAGCCAGAUGGCUCGAGCAGUGAGCAGGUUUCAUAAACGGCAUAUUUUAAUGCCAAACUUUCAAUAACCAGAAGCAGUGGCUCAAGUCUGAGGUAAAUAUUCAAAUUCAUCACAAAGGUGGCAUUUUUCUUAUUUUCUUUUUUAAAUAACUCUCAAGUUAAAACUGAAUUUUGAGAAAGUUGCACCUAAUGAAACUUUUGUUGGCGAGACUGACAGGUGGAUUCUAUUACUGCUGUCUAUUAAGUGCUCACAACCCACACAGAGUGCAAAGAUCAGAACCUUAGAUAGCAGUAGAAAAGCCCAGGGUGACACCCUCUAUUAUUUUGAGUAAAUAGCAAAACCCUAAGGUACAGUGCAGCAGAUUUACAGUACCGUACACCUUACAAAAACAGGAUGAAGUGUGUGUUUAGGUAUAUGGCUCAACUUACCCCAUACACACGGUAAGUUUUGCCAUGAGACACCAUUUUUUGGACAGGCUAUAAUAUCAAAACAGUUAUAUCCACAUUUGUUCUGAUUAUUUGAAGGAAUGCACAAUAUUCUGAAAUAUAUGCAGAUAUGCAAGUUUGCAAUCAAACUAAGGUUGCCUUGAUGUAGUGAUCCUUAAUACGAAAAAUGACUCAUCUUACCCCAAUCUCCCCUACUGAGGUAUUAAAUCCCUUACACUAUGAUACCACUAUAUACCAACCAAUUUCCUUCAAAAUUCCACCUGUGUGUAAUCUUAGAAAAUAAACACAACAGAUAAGUUUAAUGCAGCUUUAAACUACAUCUAAAUCCCUAGCUUUGAAUUUCUCACAAAGCACUGUCCAUUCUAUCGCUCAAAAUAGGAAAUCGCUGCAAAUCUACCAAGUCACAACUGUUUACCUAAACUAAAAGGCCAGACAAACAGAGAACCAGACAAGAGGCCAAUCCACAACUCAAGCGUGAAAAUUCCUGGACAGGACUACUAACCACAAAUCUGGCCUCUAUGAACGAUAGUCAGGAAGACGUCUUUGCUAGACGAAAGAAGUCCCAUUUUAAAUUUUACACCAUUCAGCUAUCGAACACAGCAAAAACAUGGUAUAAAAUGGAAUGUGGCGAACACAUUCCCCAAUUCAAUUAAUGUUGGCAGCAAAAUUAAUGUUCUGCAAAAUGAUGUUAAAUCUCUGUAAAAUCUGACUGAACUUGAAAUCCAAGGGGAAUGAAUACUUUUACUGGGCAGUGUUGACUACUUGAUUUCUUUAAAAUCAUCUUUUCCCUCAUGUAUCCAAUGUGUAAACAGAUUAGGUCUCCUCUUUGCAGCAUUCCAUGUGGAUCAAAGUUCGUCUAUUACUUGGGAUCCGCCGGGUUUCUGUCACUGACCACACCUGUCUGCUCCUGUUCAAACACAUCCCUUCUGUGUGAAGAGCUCUGAUCAAGUGUGUCAAAACCCUCAUGAGCUGGAGGACCCUCAGUGGGCCUGUGUGGGCUGAUGAGAGGAAGUAGCCAAAUAGCCUUACUAAUGACUUUCUUGUUAAGCCUGGAAUUACUGGCAAUACCAAAAGACUUCAUUUUCUCAUGAUGACAAAAGUUUCAAAUUCUAUUAACUUUCAUUUGUCUGAAAAGUGUGGCAGUAAUUAGAGCUAAUUGAGGUGUUGAGCUCAAUGUGGGCAGCGAAUAACCUUUGAGACGCCGAAGCCUCUUGGUUGAUGAUUGCGUCAGCUGUCGUUGCAGUCUCCGCGUCCAUCCUUAGUCAUGAUAUGUUGUUUUCUCUGGCCUUCUCAUAAUGCGCCAUGGCAUUCACGUCCCAAUGGAUGACUGUAGACUGGCCUGUCAGGAGAUACAGUAGUUUAUAGCAACUUUGCAUCCGUUAGUCGCAGCUCAUGUCUCUGUUGAUGGAUUUAAGCAAAAGCUCAAGUGCAUGAACAAGCCUCCCCCUCUGGCCGUCUUUGUGAUCAAAAGGAGGACGAACCUGGAAGAUGCCGAACGAGGGUCCAAUUAAAUGUAGCCUGCAGAGACAGCAGCCGCUUGGACGUGAGAGGCGCUCUGCCUUCCCCACAUCUCACCACUGCCAGAGUGAUUCUUUUUAUGAGCUGAAUAUUCUCAAAGUGAAUUGCAGAGGAGCUGCAAAGAACACACACUCAGCCCGACAUGAAUGUUCAAUAUUUUUCUUUCUUUUUUCCUUUGCCAUGCUGACUUUGGGGGAAGCGACAGAACGCAUGGAGCUGAGCAAUGGGAAAACAAACAAAUAAAACAAGGCAAAAAUCAAGUUCAUUUGUAAUGUUUAAAUCUUUGUAUGAAAUCAUUUGUUGCAGAGUAAA